AGAGAAAUAUCAAUUUGCUGCUGACAUGGCAGGCUGUAGCGGUUUUAGAUGGGAUGAUGUGAAGCAAUGCGUGGUUGUGGACAACAAAGAGAUCCUCGCUGCUUAUAUGAAGAAACAAGGAGUAAGGUUGUAUACUCCAGGAAAGCCUUUUCCCCUUUAUACACGCUUGGAAAAAAUAUUUUGUAAGAAAAGAGCAAAUGGGGAUGCUGCUGUAUGCGGCAAUGACGCUGAAGAAGAAGUGCAAAUGAAUGGGUAUGAAGAAAUGGACGAAGAAGAUACGGAUUUCUUUAACUCAAAUCAUGAUUGUAGUGAAUCUCUACUCCAACAAUCAAAUUCUGUGGCUUCAUCUUCUGGGAAGAAACAAGGAAAGAAGCCUUCCUCAUUUAAAGCGGCAAAGGAUACCAAGAUGAUGAAGGAGUUAACUGACACGCUGAAAUAUGUGUUCGAUUAACAGGGAAAGCGUUUGGAUGCUUUUGCCCAAGCUAUGGUAAACACUCGUGAGGAAAAAAAGACUGGUGAUAUACUCAGCGAACUUGGAUUCACUGAUGAUGAAGUUAUUUCUAUUGCACUCAAGUUCUCCACAAAUCCUCAACUGGAAAAAAUGUUUUGGUCAUUGGAAAAUAGUCAGAAAACCGGAUUUAUUAGAGCUAUAUUGCAUACUUAGAAUUAGAGUUAAUCUCUUUGAGUUAUCAUUUCAUUUUGUGCAGACUUAGGUUCAAACAAGCAUAAUUUUACAUGCAAGAUUUUUUUGAUGUUAGUGCAUAGUUAGUUUUACGUAUUGGUUUUAAUUAUGUUACUGCAGAAACUUAUUCAA
Messenger RNA from Arachis duranensis, 814 nucleotides. RefSeq lists its product as uncharacterized. The transcript has 2 exons. Lineage: Eukaryota; Viridiplantae; Streptophyta; Magnoliopsida; Fabales; Fabaceae. The coding region runs from base 26 to 451 and encodes 141 amino acids. The record is from RefSeq and is a predicted model, not a curated record.